Boeremia exigua is the source of this 2572-nucleotide messenger RNA. RefSeq lists its product as uncharacterized. The transcript is spliced from 3 exons. NCBI's taxonomy places the organism in Eukaryota, Fungi, Ascomycota, Dothideomycetes, Pleosporales, Didymellaceae. Gene Ontology annotation, cellular component: nuclear chromosome; SWI/SNF complex; nucleus. The record is from RefSeq and is a predicted model, not a curated record. Gene Ontology annotation, biological process: chromatin remodeling; regulation of transcription by RNA polymerase II. Bases 151 to 2562 code for a protein of 803 amino acids. Gene Ontology annotation, molecular function: transcription coregulator activity.
GAGCCUGUGGGCGCAACUGCUGGCGGAUUCCACUCGUGACGGCAGCCGAUCGGCGGAGCGCUGCCAGCAGCCAGCCGAGCGACGACGCGCCGUGCUUGCCCCUCCCAGCCCAACGCGCGCACCCUCUGCCCUCGACCUCCCAUCCACGCCAUGCCCUCCCCCGCCGCCGCCGACGCCCCCGCCGCGCAGGACUCGUCUCAAUCGCAGAACGGCGCGUCUUUCCCGAGCGGCGCCGUCCUGCCGCCCUCGGAUGCUUCGUCUGCCGCCUCGAGCGUCGAUGCGCCCGGCGACCACGCGAUCCGCGACGGCAAGCACAAGGCCAAGGCAGUGCUCGCCGCCUCGGGCGUGACCAUGGACUCGCCCACCGCCGACGGCCCCAAUGGCGCGUCCCGCAAGCGCUCGCACUCGGGCUCGCGCAAGCCCUCGACCGCGCCCGCCCCGGCGCUCUCCGACGACCAGAAGUCGCAGCAGACGGCGCUGCUCAACCGCUACAUCGCGCGUGACCUGUUGGACAGCGUCAACAAGUUCGAGCGCAGCAAGUACUCGGAGAAGGUCUACGGCGAGCUCAACGACCUGCGCGACUUCUACCGCGAGGAGGUCUUCCCCGUGCGCCGCCAGAACCCCGGCGCCAUCUUUGGCUACGGCUAUGCGGGCUACGGCAACGGCGUCACUGACCUGCAGACGAACCCCCGCGAUCCUCGCUCGCAGCUGCCGCAACUGCUGUAUCCCAGCCAGGCCAAACGCGCCGGACGACGUGCCGCGCCGCAGCUGAAAGUCGACCGGGAGAAGGGCGCACAGCAGGCCGAGCAGGUCGAGGAACUGGUGCCCGUGCGCCUGGAAAUUGAGCUGGACAGGCUGAAGCUGCGAGACACCUUCACCUGGAACCUCCACGAUCGCGUCACCGACCCGCUGCUCGUCGCUCGCACACUCGUCGAAGACUUCCAGAUCCCCCCAGAGCUGCACCAAAACGUCAUACACCAAGUCGACCGCGAGAUCCGGGAGCAGAUCCAGGACUACUACCCCCACGCCUUCUUCGACGACGAACCCCUCGACUCAUCACAGCCUUACUCGGCCUUCAAGAAUGACGAAAUGCGCAUUUUGAUCAAACUGAACAUCACUAUCGGACAGCACACGCUGGUAGACCAGUUUGAAUGGGAGAUCAACAACGCUCUGAACUCGCCUGAAGAAUUCGCGGGUCAGAUGGCGGCUGAUCUCUCUCUUAGUGGAGAGUUUGUGACAGCGAUCGCCCAUUCGAUACGAGAGCAAUGCCAGAUGUUCACAAAGAGUCUGUACAUCACAGGGCAUCCCUUCGAUGGCCGAUCUGUUGAAGAUGCAGACAUCCAGGACAAUUUCCUGGCAUCUCCUUUGCCUUCGGUGUUCCGGCCCAUACAGUCGACGAAGGAUUACCAGCCAUAUCUGUACGAGCUGAGCCAUUCUGAGCUAGAGCGCGCAGAGUUGUCCAUCUUGCGCGAACAGCGAAGGCAGAAACGAUCGGUCAACAGACGUGGAGGGCCAGCGUUACCCGAUCUCAAGGAUCGCCAGCGAACUGUCCGGACUCUAAUCGUCUCUUCUGUUCUCCCUGGAGCAGCCGAGACGCUGGAAGAGAGCCACCUGUUCAAAGCGACGAGGAAAGCGAGGGAAGGCAGGAGACGCGGCGCUGAUGAUGAUUCUGACGACUCGGAUAGUGACGAUUCGGUUAUGGAGUCGCCAGCACCAGCACAGAUUACUGGCGGAACUGCACGAACCAGAGGCAUGCGUGGUGCCGCAGUGUCAGCGCAAGCGGCGAUGAGGUCAGCCAUAGGACGGUCAGCAACCCCAGAGGUCGCUCAACUCCAAGAAACUCGCGAGCACCGCUCAACAAGGGCACAAAGAUAUGAAGCACGGGAAGAGAGUGUAUCGGAGUCUGCUACACUCAUCGUCAAGCUACGCAUAUCAUCUGCGAAACUCAGAGAAUGGCAGAGGAAUCCGAGGGCGUUUGCAAAGCCAACAUCUACACCCAUGAUGGCACCAACAUCUUUACCAGCACGAGGAACACCUGGCGCCAACUCCAUGCCCCCACCUCCUUCGCCAGCUAUGGCACCGACCUCCAAACCUUCCGAGGCAUCUCCACGACCGCCGUCCACACCUACUCCUAAGCCUCCGGCGAAGCAGUUUCAGUACAAGCCGGAUGGUUCGUUAGACGCGCCAUGGCCGACGCCAGCCCAAGGGCAAACACCGCCUUCUCCACCAUGGCUUCAACAAGCUCUGCAAGACCUUCGCGAUCGCAAUCCCGACCACAAAUUCGAAUCCACCAUGCGUUACGUCGUCAUGAAUGAAGCCCACGAGAACCGCGAGACCGGUAAGACGGAAUCGAAGGCUGUCAAAAUUGACGGCCUCUCUUCUGGCGACCCACUACCACCAAACCACCAAGCAUAUUACCUCCCAAGGAUACGCUGUCAGGAUUGUCCGGGGAAGCUCUAUAACGCUGGUCCCGGACAAACUGUAACGAAUUUCGAAUUACAUCUUAAGAAUAGGCAGCACAUGAGCAACGUGUCGAAUAGGAUUGGAAGGCCCGUUUCAUAAUUUUGUGGCA